Dreissena polymorpha is the source of this 2486-nucleotide messenger RNA. RefSeq lists its product as uncharacterized. The transcript is spliced from 7 exons. Gene Ontology annotation, biological process: MyD88-dependent toll-like receptor signaling pathway; positive regulation of canonical NF-kappaB signal transduction. Lineage: Eukaryota; Metazoa; Mollusca; Bivalvia; Myida; Dreissenidae. Bases 329 to 2191 code for a protein of 620 amino acids. The record is from RefSeq and is a predicted model, not a curated record. Gene Ontology annotation, molecular function: TIR domain binding.
AGCCAAAAUUUGCAGGGGAAUUUUUCCAGUGUUUCCCCAACAGAUCGAUAUCGAUUUAAUGUUAAAUUAAACAGGAUGUUAAAUUGUAUAAAGACAAAACAUGUUAAUACCCGCAGUAAACGCCACUCAGGAUUAAUUUUCACAACGUGGGAAUGUCCAUUCGCUAUUUUGAUAAGCGAAUAUUGUCGUACAGGCAACUAAACAAAGCACAUUGAAAUAAAACAGAAGAUUAAACGCGACGCGAAGCGAUGUAAUUGGGUUUGCUUAACUGGUCCACACCUGUCUUAAAAAGCGUCCACAUCGCCGUUACAAGAAACAACCAUACAAUAUGGAGUAUCCUUCGCACGACAGUAGGGCGAGAGAACGUGAUGAAAAUGACGAUGACGAACUAACACUACCGGAAGAGUACCGUUUUCUGCCAAUACUGGCACUUCAAACACCAUCGCGGAAGAAGCUGGCGAGUUUCUUGGACUCCGAGGGUGAGCCGUUGGUUGUCGAAAUAGACUCCGAACCUUGUGACACGUUCAGUGAUAUAUUCGGACUAGCCGAGCUUGCUGGAAUGAGCAGCCAAGAUCUUGCACAGUUAAAGAAAUCGCAGAGCCCAACGCUGAAAUUUCUCGAGCUUUGGAACAAAAACAAUGCCACGAUCGGAAAUCUUUGGAAGUUCCUAAUGCUUCUAGAACGCUAUGACGUCAUCCAAGACUGCAGAAACACAGUUUUGAACGACUGUAACGUUUAUGGGCAGCAAAUUCCACACGAAGACCUACCAAGACCGAAUAUGUCAGGUGUAGACAUGUUGAAACCGACGAAGUCCAGUGUAGAUCUGAAGCUACCGAAAAAAUUAGGUGCAAACCUUCCACAACCGACAAAGUUCGGUGCUGAUGGCGGACAUGAAGACGAACAGUUCGACUGGUACGACGAAAUGAAUGUCGAUGAAACCAAGUUCAGUACAAAGGACGAUGUUGAAAACCAUUCGAAGACCUUUUACGACGCCUUCGUGUGCUUUACUGAUGAGGAUUUUGCUUUCGUCAAGGAGCUGAUCAAUGAACUGGAGGGCAAGCGUGGACUAAAACUGUUUGUGCCGGGUCGCAAUGAUCUACCUGGGGCCGCAGAGUGCCCGAUCAGCGCUUACCUGAUUGAAAAGAGGUGUCGUAAAAUGCUGAUUAUCAUAUCCAACAAGUUCUUGCGGAGCGCAAAAUGCGAUUUCCAGGUGCAGUUUGCUCGAGCCUUGUCAAAAGGUUUACGCAAUCGAAAAUUGAUCACCAUUGUUUAUGAAAAGGGCGUGUUCAUCCCGCGCAUCCUUCGCUACCGGGCCCACUGCGACUUCACUAAACAAGAAAUGAAGGAGUUUGUCUACUCAAAGCUCGUACACGCCAUUACCGCUGGAGCAGGAAUUUCGGACAUUGAGGAGAAAGAAACUCUGGAAAAUUAUUUACAAGACAGCAUGGGGUUCGCAUAUCCAGAUUGCCGCAGAUGGAAAGACGAUGACAUUCUUAAAGACGCCCCUUCGAUUGAAUACAACGACCUUUCUGCGACUGGACUCAGUGACUUAUCUCACACAGAACCAAAACUUCUAUUGGACAAACGGUCUUCGUCGUGCAAUAUGUUAAACAUCUCACCUGUGGAAAUGCCAAGGACUGUUAACAAUAUGAAUAUCACUGAAUUAAAUCGUUCUUUAUCCACAGAAAACAAUGAAACUUCACUCACUGAACCAAAAUUACCGUAUCAAACUUUUCCAGAGAGGUGUGCGUCGUGGGAUGGAAACACUGACAAAGCGAAGUGCAGUAACGGAUAUGUGAAGAAAAAGAGCAGUAUUAAACACUGCAUUUUUAAAACGUUUAGAAAUAUUAAAGAACGAAUUCUAAAAGGCAAGUAUCAUCCAAGGGGAACUAAUAGUGAAUGUUCACAACAAUAUCUAAGCAGUACCAGUUGUAACCUUUCAUCUUGCCCGGAUAAUAACCAUGUGUUCCGUAGUGAAGAUACAUUGGAAUCAUGCAGUAACAGAUUAUCUUGCCCUGAUAACAACCACGUGUUUUCUAGUGAAGAUACAUUGGAACCACGCAGUAACAGUUGUAACCUUUCCUCUUGCCUUGAAAAUAACAUUGUGUUACCUCGUGAAGAUAUAUUAGUUCCAAGAUCUGGUCUCCAGGACAAAUACCAGGAGCCUGUAGAGAAUUCAUUUCAUGAGUAAGAAACUAAGCAUGAACUUUAUUCCAUGUUGUUAACAAGAUUAGGAAAAAAACGUGUCCAUAUAAAAGGUUUUUGAAUCAUCUUGAUUGUGUCAACCGUUGUCACAAAAUAAACGACGGGUAUAAACUAUUUUCAUUUUUUUUUAAACGGACUGUAAGUCAAACUGUAGACCACACAAACAUUCUUUGGUAAAGUAUUGUUCAUAUUGAUAUCGUAUAAUGAUAUGUUUGCGUCUUAAAUACAGCAGUUUUUUUAUAAGAUACAUGUUCAUGCAAAUCAUGUUUGUAUAUCGUAAA